Molecule: messenger RNA, 411 nt
Organism: Acytostelium subglobosum LB1
Lineage: Eukaryota; Evosea; Eumycetozoa; Acytosteliales; Acytosteliaceae
Exons: 2
Coding region: 1-411 (136 amino acids)
Biological process (GO): vesicle-mediated transport
Cellular component (GO): Golgi membrane
Source: RefSeq, a predicted model, not a curated record
AUGGCAAACGUAGCAUUGAUAUUCACAGUGUUGAACAUAUUGGUUGGCAUACUGAUCGUUGCCUCUGGAAUCUAUUACUUUGUGGCAACAGACUUUUGGCACUUUGUAACAAACUUUGUCAUUGGAGUCUAUUAUAUCUUCUUUGGUAUAAUGAUCGUCAUUCUAGAGAUAGUCUUCCCCGCCAGGAUUCUUGCUCUAUUCGGAUUCUACACCUAUUGGAUUGGCAAGGGUCUAUUCUUUAUCUUUUUGGGAUUGUUGAUCAUUAGAGACAGUGGAUUCCUGUUGUUCUCUGGAAUUGUUGUGUUGGCUGUUGGACUCAUUCUUUGUAUCAUUCAGUUCAUCUCUGCAGUGAGCAAGCCACGUCCAUUGGCCAGUCCAAAGGAUGGUGGACAAGCACAUUCCACAGCAUAG